CUUCUGCACUGCCCAUCUCAAAACUUUCGCCUUUUUCGUUUCCCUGUGACGUUUUCUUGGACAAAAUGGGGAGGAUGCCAUAUCUGGCUCUGAAUAGUGAUCCCCUAAUGGAGGAGUCGAUAAAUUCUGAUAUCAACGAGCUUAAAAUUGCAGCCACGAGGCUUCUUGAACAUGCCACCAAGCUCGGUGGAAAGGGCCUUGGCACUUCUUUUUUCAAAUGGCUUGCUUCCUUUGCUGCCAUUUACUUGUUGAUUUUGGAUCGCACAAACUGGAGAACGAAUAUGCUUACUUCACUUCUAGUCCCUUACAUUUUCUUCAGCCUUCCUCAAGGGAUUUUCGACUUGUUGAGAGAGGAUGCUGGGAAAUGGAUUGCCUUCGUUGCAGUGGUAUUGAGGCUCUUCUUCCCACGACAUUUCCCAGAUUGGCUGGAGAUUCCAGGGUCGUUGAUUCUGCUUGUGGUGGCAGCACCAGGGUUCUUUGCCCACACAUUGAAAGACCACUGGGCGGGAGUGGUUAUAUGUUUGGUAAUUGGAUGCUACCUUCUACAAGAGCACAUUCGUGCCUCUGGUGGCUUCAGAAACUCCCUCACUCAGAGCCAUGGAAUUUCCAACACCAUUGGCAUCAUCCUCCUCUUUGUUUUCCCUGUUUGGGCCAUGCUUGCUCACUUCUUCUAGUUCCACCUCUACAAAAUAUUACAUUGGUCGAACAAGAGUCUGAUACAAUUCUAGGAGGGUGUGUUUUAACACUUUUGGAUAAUUUGGAGGUGUUCUUAGUUCUUAUAAAGGGAACAAACUGUUCUAGAAAUAGUUAUAGAAGAAAGCUGCAGGAAAUUAAUCAAGGACUAUAAAUG
Momordica charantia (bitter melon) is the source of this 850-nucleotide messenger RNA. RefSeq names its product cold-regulated 413 plasma membrane protein 2. The record is from RefSeq and is a predicted model, not a curated record. Gene Ontology annotation, cellular component: membrane. NCBI's taxonomy places the organism in Eukaryota, Viridiplantae, Streptophyta, Magnoliopsida, Cucurbitales, Cucurbitaceae.